UUCCGAUGCUGCUAGGAUAAGAUAAACUUUAGCAACUUUAGACCAGAGAUUAAGUUUAUUUCAUUGUUGAAAGUUAAUUUUUUUUUACGUUUUCCAAGUAAGCGUACAACAUUCUGCUGGAAUUAUUAGUUUUCGUGUUGUUGUUGAGCUAUCAAUUGUAAAUGCCGCGAGUUGCUAAAGUGGCUAAGGGUAAUGCGGCGUCCGGUGCAGGUAAAGGUGCCGGCGGCGCUGUGAAGAAGAAAACUGGAUAUGUAAAGUCUGAGAAAAUUCCGCUUGGCGAAAUUCUAACUGAUAUGUCUGGUCAGAGCUGGAAGGUUGGCCCGUCAAUUGGUUCCGGGGGUUUUGGGGAUAUUUACUGUGCACACAAAGCUGGCAGCGGCGGGAAGCAAGACUAUGAUUGUGUUGUUAAAAUUGAGCCCCUUGGCAAUGGACCUUUGUACGUUGAAAGGAAUUUUUACAUACGAAAUGCAAAUCAGGAGAACAUAAAAUCAUUUUGUGAUAAGAACAAACUCAAAUCGCUUGGCAUGCCUCACAUAAUUGGCUCUGGAUCGCACACAAUAAAUGGCAAGAAACAUCGUGUCCUCGUCAUUCCCCGAUAUGGGAAGGACAUUUGGAGUUUCUUUUUGUCCAACGGCAAACGUCUCCCGCAACACACAAUCUACCGGAUCGCCAUUCAAAUGCUCGAUGUUUACGAGUAUAUCCAUUCCAACACUUAUGUCCACGCUGACUUGAAGGGUGCCAACAUUCUUCUGGAUUAUACAGGGAAUCACUCUGACCAGGCUUACUUGGUAGACUUUGGUCUAGCUUGCCACUAUACUACCUUAGACUAUAAGCCAGAUCGUCGAAAAAUGCACAACGGAACAAUUGAAUAUACAUCAAGGGACGCGCAUAACGGCGUAUCAACCAGACGCGGGGAUUUCGAGAUAUUGGGAUAUAAUUUGAUUCAUUGGUCAGGGGUGGAGUUGCCUUGGGAAACACAGAAAUUACUUGCACACCCACAGAAAGUUCAGAACGCCAAGGAAGAAUUUAUGGAGGAUGUUGGCGGAUCAUUGAAUAAAUUAUUUGAUAAAAAUCCUCCGAGUCCAGUCAAACAAUUUAUGGACUACGUUGAAUCGAUGGACUACAAACAAACUCCCGAUUAUGAGAAAUGCCGUAAAAUAUUCCAGAGCGGCUUAAAAUCUUUGAAUAAGACCAACUCGGGCCCUUUAGAAAUGACUCUAGACAAAUCCAUUCUGAAGCAGGAUACGUCGCUUAUUGUGGAAGAGAAAAGCGAAAACGAGAGUGAAAGCGAAUCCGAAACUUCUCGUAAGCCUUCUCCCGUCAAAUCGCGUUCAAGGUCAACUCCGUCCGUGCGAACUCGACGUGUGGGUGGGAAAUCACCGGUCACCGCGUCUCGCCGAAAGUCUAAGGCGAAUGCAUCGCCAAAGAGACUGCCUAGUCCGACAAAGACUAUGACAUCUCCCAACAACGUUUCUACCAGGAGCAGCACUUCAUUGCCUGCAGCCCGAAAAGGGAAGACAAUUGACAAUGGAACUCCCAACCCGAGGAGCAAUAAAACGUAUGAGCUCAAUUUUGAUUUGGAUGUUAAAAAGAAGAAGAAAGCCCCAUCAUCUAAGGCAUCUAAGACAGUCACCAGCAGGCGGAACCGGAACCGGAACGAAAGUGAUUCGGAUUCGGAAGUGUCGUCUAGUUCAGUAGACUUCCCGAUUCCGAAGUUGACUUUACGGCGAUUGCAGACGUCGGCUAAAAGUCCUGCUCGAAGGCCACGUGACACGUCUUGACGAGUUAAAUAGUGGCUUUACAUAACAAAAUCUUAUAUCUAUGCUAGACUGGUUAUUGUUCGCUAUCGUCCUGCAGGAUUUUUCCUUUGCCUCCAUGUUUUAGCACCUUUCUUAUCCUCUUAAAAUUUCUAAUCCCGUCUCUAUUCCAUGCUACACAAAAACUAACAUAUUUUUUAUAUUCAUAAUGUUUAUCACUUUCAUUUUCUCUCUUCAUCUCUUUAAAAUUUCCAUAAUAAAAACCUAUCAAAUAAAAUUCAACAAAACCCUAACCCAUUGUGCAAUUACAUAAUUUUCAAACAUCAAAAUGAUC
Hermetia illucens (black soldier fly) is the source of this 2091-nucleotide messenger RNA. RefSeq names its product nucleosomal histone kinase 1-like. The coding region runs from base 162 to 1781 and encodes 539 amino acids. Gene Ontology annotation, cellular component: cytoplasm; nucleus. The transcript is spliced from 4 exons. Lineage: Eukaryota; Metazoa; Arthropoda; Insecta; Diptera; Stratiomyidae. Gene Ontology annotation, molecular function: ATP binding; protein serine/threonine kinase activity. The record is from RefSeq and is a predicted model, not a curated record. Gene Ontology annotation, biological process: peptidyl-serine phosphorylation; signal transduction.